AGUGCCAGUGAAUGACGAAAAAAAGCCCCAAAGGCGCACUGGGCGCACUGGGAAUGGUUUCAGCCGUUACACACCGCCACGGAGACACGGAGAGCUCUUCCAGCUGCAGGUCGGUACUUCAGCCGUCACUCUAAUGAUCAUGUUGAUGAUGGGGAAAUGAUGCAGAUGUUUUUUUUUUUUUCUUCCUUCCUGUAAUCGGACAUCCUGACCUGGCGCAUUUUUUUGACGCACUUUGCACAAGGCCUACUUUUUGGAAAUAUUAACACAAUUUAUUUAAUGAAAGAUACAUAAACGGAUAAAUAAUGAAAUAACCGGAGGUGCUGUUAAACAUCGAGCUCGCUCUCGGUCUGUAAUCCGCCGGCUCCCUCUCCUCUCCUCUCCUCUCCUUUCCUCUUUUCUCCGCAACCGAAAAAACGCUUCAUCCGCAUUAGCGGCGCGCGCGGAUCCGCAAAAUCGAACCGAGCUCGCGGCUUCCGGGGGGCGAGGCGAGUCGGUGUGCGCGCGCUAAGACCCAUGAGGACCAACGAACAACCGGGACACCCAUAGACGCCGAGUGUAAUGUUAGGGCUGGAGUGUGUGUUGCCGAGGGAAUGAGAUUGCGUGGCAGGGAUCUGGAGGAUUCCACCGGCUCCUGGAUACCGAGCGUCCUGCGUGUGCAGAGUGUCAGGCUCCGCCUUCGACUCGAUCGCCGUACAGACAGGGGGAGGAGCCUCUGGCAGCUGGUCGAUCUGAACGCAGAAACCGUGCCGAGUGGGCGGGGCUUGUGGGAUAGGACACUGCCUAAUUGUUCAGAAAAGAGGAGGAAGGAAGGAAGACGCGUCACGCUGCUCUCUCUCUCUCUCUCUCUCUCUCUCUCGCAUCUGAACGAAAACUGUGGAUUAUUCAACCUGCAUCGGGAUUACAGAAAUAAUAAUAUAUUAAUAAGAACCAGUGAGAUGGAGUGGGACAAACCGAGGACAGGUCUGAUGAGUAUUCCUACUGCAUCUGGACAGACAGGGGGUGGAGACAUGCAGUCACCUGGGGCAAUAAGCCCCUCCUUUCUUCCACCCCCAUCUGGAAAGGUUCCGGGUCGCAAGAGGGGACGUCCACCGCUCAAAAGGCAUCCGGAGUAUCAGAGUCGUUACCCAGAAUCCCUCCCUCCCAUCAAAGUGCCUAAGAAGAGAGGGAGGAAGCCUGGAUUCAAGCUGAAGUCCCGGUUGGCGAUGACUCCUCUGGCCAUCUCUCCUCCCAGCAGCACUCCGGAACCAGACAUGAGCUCGAUCCCUCAGGACGCUGCCACUGUUCCUCACUCUGCCACGCCAGAGGUCCUUACAGUGUGUAUCUACGUGAAUAAACAGGUGAACACUGGCCCAAACCUGGACAGACAGAAAGUCAUGCAGCUUCCCGAUCACCUAGGCCCGGCGCGGCCCUCUGUAGUGCUCCAGCAGGCUGUGCAGGGUUGCAUCGAUAGUGCUUACCAGCAGAAAACCGUUUUCACCCUGCUCACACAGGGCUACGGAGGAGAGAAGAUAUCAGCCACCUUUGAUGGCAAGCAGCACCUUUUAAGCCUGCCAGUAGUGAACAGUGUUGGUUAUAUCCUUCGCUUCCUCAAAAAGCUCUGUAGAAGCCUCCUGUGCGAGAACCUCUUCAGCGAUCAGCCAAUCGCACUUUCCUCAUCUCCCUCUUCCUCUUCCUCAGCCCACACAGACAAGCAUUCAGAUGGACAAUCCAAGUCGACAGAUUCUAUGGUGGAUGAUUACCACUCUGAACCAAUGGAGCCCAAGCGCUACUCUGUCGACCACAGUGACACAUCCUUUGGUCUGAUGACAUCACCGUACAUAGCAUCGAAAUCCAGCUAUGGGUUUCGUUCUGGCACCACCUACUCUGGGGGCGUGUGCAGACCCUCAGCCAGUCCCAGUGCAUUCCAGGAAGGAAACAGAAGUGCCUACAGUCCAUCCCCGGAGGCAGGUGAGUCAAAGCCUCCUUCGAGUAAAGACCCAUCCCGUUGGAGCGUAGAGGAAGUGGUGUGGUUUAUCAAAGACGCAGACCCUCAGGCCCUUGGUCCACACGUCGAACUCUUCCGAAAACAUGAGAUCGAUGGAGAUGCUCUCCUGCUGCUGAAGAGUGAUAUGAUCAUGAAAUACCUGGGACUCAAGCUCGGCCCAGCCCUCAAACUCUGCUACCACAUUGACAAGUUAAAACAGACCAAGUUCUGAAAUUGGCUUGGCUAUAACCAUCCCCAAAAACACACACACACACACACACUUACACACACACACGCAUGCUUAUCUACUACUCCCUCAGACACACAUACACAUGGUCUCAUACACUUACAUGGACUACUUCACGAUAUCAAGACCUCAUUUUCUUUGGUUUUCAUUUGUGUCCUUCAUACGCAUUUUUGACCCUGACCUACCAAGUGCCCACAAACUUUUUAAUGUCUGUGGUUAUUUUGGACUCGACACUAAUUAACGAAUCCCAUGAGCUUGCUUUAACAUGGGUUGAGAAACUGACGAGGCACCCAUAAUGUUAUCGCUGGGACUUUCUUUGGGACCACAGAGCUCCUGGAAUUGUAUAUACUAAAGAUAGAUGAAGAUGAGGACAGCAAAAAUAUCACCCGAGGAGAAUGAGAUUUUGGAGAUAAUUUGUCAUGGACUAGACUCAUACAGGUUUACGCAAUGUGAGGAUCAUUUAAAAGUGGUGUUUAGCCACCUUGUGGUUAAACUAAGACAUUACAGCUCCCUGUGACGCUAGUUCCAAGAGCAGCUAAUCAAGACUUGAUCAUCCUGUAUAUUCAUAUUGAACUGUACAGACACAGUGCUUUAGAGUGGGAGUCACACCUUAAAUUCUAGUUUCUAACUUAAACACACAACAGGGCUACUACUGGUAACCAGCAAAAUACAGGCACUGAUACAACCGUGGACCAAUCACGAGACUCAAUAUUCGUUAGGGUUUUGGGUUACUUGCCAUGCUUCUAAUCUUUAAUUUGUAAGGCAGACCUGCAGUAAGGACAUGCAUUACAGCACACCAUAACAACAGCACAAUCCUGGUUUAACAACAAGGACCAAAUCCAGGUAGAACCACCAUGGCAGGUUUCUUCAUUAAGUCAGACACACACACACACACACACACACACACACACACACACACACACACACACACACACACCUGCCUCAGUUCAAUAAGGUGCAUAUAUAACAAUGAACAUGGAUAUUAUUCUACAGGGUAUUAAAAAAUGGAUUUAAACCUUGGUUAACAAAAUAUAUCUCACAUGUUAACCUUAAAGGAUACUAAUCAAUGUCAGUAUGAACACUGAAGUGUGUGUUAUUUAGCUAUACAAGCAUGCCGACUCAUCCCAAAACAACCAGUACAAAGGGAAAGAAAGAAAACCACAAAAUUGCCUUGGUCUCAUUUUAAUUAUUAUUAUUAU
Molecule: messenger RNA, 3409 nt
Organism: Clarias gariepinus (North African catfish)
Lineage: Eukaryota; Metazoa; Chordata; Actinopteri; Siluriformes; Clariidae
Gene: scml4
Product: Scm polycomb group protein like 4
Exons: 10
Coding region: 591-2195 (534 amino acids)
Molecular function (GO): protein binding
Source: RefSeq, a predicted model, not a curated record